Messenger RNA from Panicum hallii, 1314 nucleotides. RefSeq names its product protein LIKE COV 1-like. The transcript has 7 exons. Lineage: Eukaryota; Viridiplantae; Streptophyta; Magnoliopsida; Poales; Poaceae. Gene Ontology annotation, cellular component: Golgi apparatus. The record is from RefSeq and is a predicted model, not a curated record. The coding region runs from base 119 to 982 and encodes 287 amino acids.
CGUCGGCCUCCUAAGCAAAACAGCGAGGCCACCACACCACACUCACCCAGCUAGAAACCAGAGGGAAGCAGGAAGCGGCCGCUGCAGCUGAGGGAGAGGGGAAGAGUGGGAUCCCCGAAUGGCGAUGGGCGAGGCGAAGCCGUCGGUGCUAAUCCCGAUGCCCAGCCGCGACCGGGACCGCGACCGGGACCUGCUCGUGCCGCCCGCCGCCGUCGCCACACACGCGUCCCCGUCCACCCGCGCCGGCGCCGGCUCCGACGACGACGACGACGAGUCCAAGCCCUCGUCCGCCUCCGCCGCUGCCGCCGCCGCGCAGUCCGGCCGCGAGGCGUUCCACAAGGUUGUGCACAGCUGGGCGUCCAAGAAGUUCAUGACCGGAUGUGUAAUCCUCUUCCCAAUCGCAGUUACAUUCUAUGUGACAUGGUGGUUCUUUCGCUUUGUGGAUGGAUUUUUCUCUCCAAUAUAUGCUCAUCUGGGAAUCAAUAUAUUUGGACUUGGUUUUGUAACUUCAAUAGCUUUCAUUUUUGUGGUUGGUGUGUUCAUGUCAUCUUGGCUUGGGGCGUCUAUUCUUGGUCUUGGAGAGUGGUUCAUAAAACGAAUGCCAUUUGUUCGCCAUAUCUACAAUGCGUCUAAGCAAAUCAGUGCUGCCAUUUCACCUGAUCAAAACAAGCAUGCAUUCAAAGAAGUGGUCAUCAUUAGGCACCCAAGAAUUGGCGAAUAUGCAUUUGGAUUUAUCACUUCAGAAGUUCUGCUUCAGGGUUAUUCUAGUGAAGAACAUAUGUGCUGUGUUUAUGUUCCGACCAACCAUCUCUAUAUUGGUGACAUAUUUCUGGUCAGCUCAAACGACGUGAUUAGACCAAACAUAUCUGUCCGUGAAGGCAUUGAAAUUGUUGUCUCAGGGGGCAUGUCAAUGCCUCAAGUUCUAUCAAUCCUGGAAAGUGAGCCGAACCAGUUGAGCAGGAUCAGAUCCAACCGAAGCUGAGAUUACUUUACAUUUGUAAUUCAUGUUCCAGUCCUUGCUUGUUUCUGUAAGUACAAGAGUAGGUUGUGAUAGAAUGUACAGUUUUCCUGGGUGCAAUGCAAAAUCUGUCUAGACCACACAAGCAGUUACUCACCUUACUGCACCCACUUUAUGAUAGUCUCAGCUUCUCAGAAAUCUAACUUAGCAGCUCCAUUUGAAGUAGAGUUGACCUGUGUUGAGUGGUCAGGUUUGGCCGUGGAAGAAUUUGGCUUACUGCUUGGGCAGGAGGAUUUGGAUUCAUCUUUUUGUCGCCUGGUUCAAACAUUAUCUGAGUCUCAAAAACUUCUAUGCGA